Messenger RNA from Drosophila innubila, 873 nucleotides. Its product is annotated as histone H1-like. Gene Ontology annotation, molecular function: structural constituent of chromatin; DNA binding. NCBI's taxonomy places the organism in Eukaryota, Metazoa, Arthropoda, Insecta, Diptera, Drosophilidae. The coding region runs from base 39 to 803 and encodes 254 amino acids. The transcript has a single exon. The record is from RefSeq and is a predicted model, not a curated record. Gene Ontology annotation, biological process: nucleosome assembly. Gene Ontology annotation, cellular component: nucleosome.
UUUUAUACUGUGAAAUACUGUGAAAAAUAAGGUGAACAAUGUCGGAGUCCGUAGUUGCAGCAUCCGCAUCCCCUGUGGCAGCACCACCAGCCGCAGCAGAGAAGAAGGUGGCCACCAAAAAGGCGGCAACAGCAUCCGCAUCGAAGGCAAAAAAGACGACAGCUCCACCAUUACAUCCUCCAACUCAGAUAAUGGUGGACGCAUCGAUCCUGAACUUGAAGGAACGUGGUGGUUCAUCGCUCAUGGCAAUCAAGAAAUAUAUCAGUGCCACAUACAAAUGCGAUGCCCAGAAGCUAGCACCAUUCAUCAAGAAGUACUUGAAGAAUGCGGUUGCCAAUGGAAAACUGAUCCAAGCAAAAGGCAAGGGUGCAUCUGGUUCAUUUAAAUUGUCUGCAUCUGCCAAAAAAGAGCCCAAGCCAAAAGCUGCCGCAUCCUCUGUAGAGAAGAAAACUAAGAAGGUGGCUGCCACAACUGCAUCAGCAGCAGCUAAGAAGAAGAAAACUGCUAGCCCCAAGAAAGCAACUGGAUCCGCUGAUAAGAAAUCAUCAAAGGCUGUAGCUGUAGCAACCAAAAAGACCGCUGAGAAAAAGAAAGCGGAGAAGGCCAAGGCUAAGGAUGCGAAGAAAACUGGUACCGUCAAGGCGAAACCUACAACAGCAAAGGCCAAGUCGAGUGCAGCAAAGCCAAAGGCACCAAAGCCCAAGACCACAAGUGCUAAGCCUAAGCCUAAAAAGGCAGCGUCGGCUUCAGCGCCAAAGAAAGCUGCUUCUGCUGUCAAGAAGCCAAAAGCAGCCAAGAAAUAAGAGCCCUAAGACUAUUAGUGCGCAAAUUUCAAAGUUAUGAGAUUUGUUUUUUAUCAAAGCCCUUUUCAGG